CCCUUAUAUAAUUUCCCUCUCUUCACACACACAAAUCAUUCACUCUCUCUCAAUAUCAAACAAUGUCGACUCUCUGCGUUCCAGCUCAGGUCCCCCCAGUCUCCGAAGACUGCGAGCAGCUGCACAAGGCAUUCUCAGGAUGGGGAACCAACGAGGACUUGAUCAUAUCGAUUUUGGGUCGUAGAAAUGCCAGCCAACGGAAGCUGAUCAGACAAUGUUAUGCCGAGACUUAUGGUGAAGAUCUGCUCAAAGCUUUGGACAAGGAACUCUCAAAUGACUUUGAGAGAGUUGUGUUGUUGUUGGCACUGGACCCUCCAGAGCGUGAUGCCUACUUAGCUAACGAGGCAACGAAGAAGUGGACAGCGAGCAACCGGAUCCUCGUGGAGAUUUGUUGCACGAGGUCUCCAAAGGAUCUGAUUCUCGCAAGGGAAGCCUAUCACGCUCGUUACAAGAAAUCUCUCGAGGAGGACGUUGCUUAUCACACGAAAGGAGACUUCCGCAAGCUCUUGGUGCCCUUGGUGAGCUCAUACCGUUACAGUGGAGACGACGUGAACCUCCAUCUUGCUAAAUCGGAAGCCAAGAUCCUGCGUGAGAAGAUCACUGCAAAGGAAUACAGCUGUGAUGACAUCAUCAGAAUCUUGACCACGAGGAGCAAGGCGCAGAUCAAUGCGACACUCAACCAAUACAAAAAUGAGUUUGGCAACGACGUGAACAAGGACCUGAAAGAAGACCCUAAAGACGAGUUCCUCACGCUACUGAGGGCUGCGGUGAAGUGUUUGGUCUACCCGGAGAAGUACUUCGAGAAGGUGCUCCGCCUUGCAAUCAACAAGCUAGGGACGGACGAGGGGGCCCUGACCAGGGUGGUCGCGACAAGGGCAGAGGUGGACAUGCAGGCCAUUAAGGAAAUAUACGAGAAACGGAACAGCGUGCCCCUCGACAAAGCCAUCUGUAAAGACACCCGUGGCGACUACGAGAAGAUGCUGCUGACCCUCAUCGGGCAUGUCGAAGAAUGAGAUUCGGGAGAUGUAUCAGAAUAAAAGGCUUCUUUGAACUCGUGUAUCUUGUUCUUGUUUGCUAUGUUUCUGCACUGGUGUUUUUGUUAUGAGCUGAUGAAUAAUGUUGUGUGAUUA
Salvia hispanica is the source of this 1130-nucleotide messenger RNA. RefSeq names its product annexin Gh1-like. Gene Ontology annotation, biological process: response to salt stress; response to heat; response to water deprivation. Gene Ontology annotation, molecular function: calcium ion binding; calcium-dependent phospholipid binding; phosphatidylserine binding. Lineage: Eukaryota; Viridiplantae; Streptophyta; Magnoliopsida; Lamiales; Lamiaceae. Gene Ontology annotation, cellular component: cytoplasm; plasma membrane. The record is from RefSeq and is a predicted model, not a curated record.